This is a messenger RNA of Lotus japonicus, 1373 nucleotides long. RefSeq lists its product as uncharacterized. NCBI's taxonomy places the organism in Eukaryota, Viridiplantae, Streptophyta, Magnoliopsida, Fabales, Fabaceae. The transcript has 4 exons. The coding region runs from base 238 to 828 and encodes 196 amino acids. Gene Ontology annotation, biological process: recombinational repair. The record is from RefSeq and is a predicted model, not a curated record.
CAAGCAGCAGAAUGCCUACACAACCAACUCUGACCACCAUCAAUUACAAUCUCAACCACCAUCACUGCCUACACAACCAACUCUGACCACCAUUAAUCUUCACCACCAACCCCAUUACUCAUUCCUCCUACACCAUAAAUCCCUUUACUUCCUAUAUUAGUCCCCUAUGCACCAAAUGCAUCCUACACCAUUACAUUACUUCCCUUCUUCCCUUGUUGCAGGAAAUAACCAGAAGAAAUGGAACAAGAUCCACCAUCAACCUUCAUCCGCCCUUGCAAACGCCAAGACAACCUUGCCUCCAGCUCUCGUCCUCUCAUUCCCGGCCCAGCUGGCGCCGUCCAGGCCGCCAUGAUUCACCGCAGAUCCACCGACGACAAACCAAACAUUUCAACCCAACAAUUCGUUAGGCAAGUCCUCCAAGACGGCCACGACACCGAUCCCGAUUUCCAAUCCAAUGCUUUGCUUUCAGCCCUGCAAUUAAACGGAUCUGCCACUCCUCUGGGCGCAAUCACUCACCAUCAUGAAAGAGUAGAUCACGUCAUCGGUGUUAUCAAAUCCUGCAAUCCCAAUGGGUUUGGAGAUGCAACAGUUACACUCAAGGACCCUACGGGCACUGUUGGCGCUAGUAUCCAUCACAAGGUCUUCACUGAAAGCGUAUUUGCGAAAGACAUAACUGUUGGAUCUGUUCUGCUUCUCCAAAAGGUCGCUGUGUUCUCUCCUAGAAAGUCUAAUUGUUAUCUGAAUAUAACCUUGUCCAAUGUAGUCAAGGUAUUUUCAAAGGACAGUGCACCUCCACCUGGAAGCUUCACAAACAUAACAGAAGAUUAAUAUUAGUUCUUUACUAAUCUAUAUUAAGGACUAUUUGUGUAACUUUUGAAAUGCUGAACUUAGAUUUCGUAUUGUUAUUUUGCUUUACUUUUCUAAUGCUUAACUUGGAUUAUUGUAUUGUAAUUUUGUUUAAAUUGGAUUAUGUAACUUUUCAAUUUUAAAGUCAUGUUAUAUUUGCUGCAAUUGGACUAAAGUCAUGUUAUUUUAACUGUAAUUAAAGAAUCCGAAGGUUUAACUCUCGGACUAGUCCAGAACAUCAACCUCUGGACUGGUAUGGAGGUUUAAGUCCCGGAGGGUAUUCCCGGCAUUUUUUUAAAAAGACUAGGGUGGCAAUUCUAAACCCAGGGGUGGGAAAUCUAAUUCCCGUGACCUUGGCCCCUGAAUAUGCUUCUGGCGUUCCCUCGCAAAACCCUAGCUCCAUUGUCAAAUCCUCUCUUCCAUUCCAACACCGUUCAAUCUUCACGAGCAAUAGCUUCAUUCAAUCUCUUCCGCCAUGACCGCGCCCAAGAAAAAUCACAAGGAGAAACCAAUUCGCCGCAAGUAAG